Messenger RNA from Punica granatum (pomegranate), 1958 nucleotides. NCBI's taxonomy places the organism in Eukaryota, Viridiplantae, Streptophyta, Magnoliopsida, Myrtales, Lythraceae. The record is from RefSeq and is a predicted model, not a curated record.
AUUCUUUUCACUCAUUGAGUCAUGUUCGGCUCCUUUCCUCUUCUUCUUCUUCCUCUUCCUCGUCUUCCUAUAUAAAAGCCCUACCUUUUCCCUCCUCUGCUCCUCAAGCAUCCUCCGGGUUCACUCUAUUCCCAUGGAGAGGCAUCAGCUGCAUGUCCUGAUCUUCUCCGCGAGUGUUCUGGCAGCUCUGCUUGCCUAUGGCGCCAGAGGGUCCCAGUACACCUCGGCGGUCGGCGACCCGGGAAUGAGGAGGGAUGGGCUGAGGGUGGCCUUCGAAGCUUGGAACUUCUGCAAUGAGGUCGGCAAAGAGGAAGCUCCGGGCAUGGGAAGCCCCAGAGCUGCUGACUGCUUCGAUGUCUCCUCAAGUAAGCUCAGACAUAGAAGACCCAGAAACAGUAAACUGAUUGCUUCCCCCGUUUCAUCGUCUGAUUCUACACUGAGCCACAAGGUGACAGAGGAAGUGAACAGGCUUGGAGUGGGCAAACCAUUCCCGGGUCUGAGCCGAGAAGCCCUGAAGGACCCAGACAAGUAUGCGGUGGAGAAGGAGCUCUACUUGGGCUCCCUUUGCGAAGUCCAGGACACGCCGAGGCCGUGGCAUUUCUGGAUGGUCAUGCUCAAGAACGGGAACUACGACACGACCUCGGGUCUCUGCCCCAUGAAUGGCAAGAAGGUCCCGCCUUUUGAGCCCGGGAGGUUCCCGUGUUUUGGGGAAGGCUGUAUGAAUCAGCCGACAUUGUAUCACCAGCCGACCGAGUUGGCCAACGGGAGGAAAUUGAGGGGGUGGUUCAAUGGGACUUAUGAUCUAGGGGCUUCUGAGAGUGGGAGCAUGUCGUACUAUGAAGUUGUCUGGGAGAAGAAGUUGGGCGGUGGGGGUUGGGUCUUCAGCCACAAGCUCAGGACUUCCAAGAAGUAUCCAUGGCUCAUGCUGUACCUUCGGGCUGAUGCCACCAAAGGCUUCUCCGGUGGGUACCAUUAUGACACCAGAGGGAUGCUCAAGAUCCUUCCCGAGUCACCGAACUUCAAAGUCCGAGUGACCUUAGAUGUGAAAAAAGGGGGAGGCCCCAAGAGCCAGUUCUACCUGAUCGACAUAGGGAGCUGCUGGAAGAACGAUGGCUCACCCUGUGAUGGGGACGUCGUCACUGAUGUGACCCGAUACAGCGAGAUGAUCAUCAACCCUGAGACCCCGGCCUGGUGCAGUCCCAAAGGGUUGCAGAACUGCCCACCUUACCAUAUUACGCCCGACGAUAGGAAGAUAUACAGAAACGACACCAAGAACUUCCCGUACGGAGCAUACCAUUAUUACUGUGUUCCUGGGAAUGCCAAGCACUUGGAGGAGCCCUAUAGCAUAUGUGACCCGUAUAGCAACCCACAGGCACAGGAGCUGGUCCAGUUACUGCCCCACCCCAUAUGGGCCGAGUAUGGCUACCCAACCAAGCAAGGGGAUGGGUGGGUUGGAGACUCUAGGACAUGGGAGCUCGAUGUCGGAGGGUUGUCCAGUCGACUCUACUUCUAUCAGGAUCCGGGUACUAAACCUGCUAGAAGGAUUUGGACAUCAAUCGAUAUGGGCACAGAAAUUUUCGUGAGCAACCAGGAUGAAGUGGCAGAGUGGACUCUCAGUGACUUCGACGUACUUCUAACAUCCGAAGACUCGGAUUUGAGUUACGAGCCUCGUAUGUUCCUUUGAGGGGCCGUACUAUUCAUUUUUCCAUCCCGAGUGGAGCAACACCAACUAAAGAAAGGAUUUGGCGCUUUGCUAAUUUUAAUCAAAAUAAUUGUAUUUGUUGACGUUAGGAGAGCCCUAAAACUCCCGCAAGGGCAAGGGCCUCAUUGAUUCCCAAUUCGUUACGAAAAUGCUCUGAAUGCAAUAGUUUCUAUCUUCUUCUUCGAUUCAAAAUAUUUGAUCGCCUCCUUGUAAACCUUAAACGAUGCAAUACAAUUUACAUACCUUUCGACUUGGA